AUGGAUUGCCUGGAACGGCUUGCACCAACCGAUGGACUUGCUUUGCGAUUUCACAGGGUGUUGCAAUACCAGCUUUACUUGCGAUACGAGCAAGAUGUAAAAUCCGCCAAAAUGGCAAAAUCGAAGGGAACGAAAAACUCGUCCAUCGCCAUAGAGCUUUUUCUCUCUAAGAUGUAUGCAGAUGACUGGAGAAGUGUUGAACAGGAGGUGAAAGACGUGCGAAGAGAAAAAUUUCACUAUCGAAAGACGUUGGGGAAACGGCUGCAGGUGCUCUGCGACAACUUGGGCUAUGGAGUCCUUCUGCUGGGCAGCCGACGAGCCUUGAGAAGCAUACUGAAAGAAAUGAAAGAGUCGAUGAUGGAGCCAUUUCUUUGCUACACAAUUAACACUUAUCCGGAACUACCGGAGCUGUUACUGAAGCUCGAUGGCGUGGCACGGGCCGUGCUGGAAGGCUGUCAAUUGGGUUCCUUACACGCCUCCGUGGAGGAGGUGAUACCUGGCAUUGAAGAAUUCUUGCUCACAAGAGAAGGGCGGUUUUUCCCAAAGUCAUUUCACAGAAUAGAGCGACGUAGCUUAUGUGAAAGGCCAAUAUCGUUUACUCAGGCACCUGUCUCCAUCUAG
Pochonia chlamydosporia 170 is the source of this 621-nucleotide messenger RNA. RefSeq lists its product as hypothetical. The transcript is spliced from 2 exons. The coding region runs from base 1 to 621 and encodes 206 amino acids. NCBI's taxonomy places the organism in Eukaryota, Fungi, Ascomycota, Sordariomycetes, Hypocreales, Clavicipitaceae. The record is from RefSeq and is a predicted model, not a curated record.